Medioppia subpectinata is the source of this 750-nucleotide messenger RNA. The record is from the annotation of a GenBank genome assembly. NCBI's taxonomy places the organism in Eukaryota, Metazoa, Arthropoda, Arachnida, Sarcoptiformes, Oppiidae.
AUGACUGAACAGGAUGUGGAUAUGAUGUUACGGCCAAUAUUCGGUUUUGGUGACCCCGAUUACCCCCAGAUAUACGAACGUAAACAAUUGGAGGCCUAUUGUAAUCAGAAACAGAACAAGGGUGCAGAAUCUGAUAUUAAUAACAUAUUACAAAAGUUGUAUGGUAAAAGUCCAAGUGCUGCCAAAUUUAUCAAGUUUGGAUACGAAUUGGUUCAGUCAUAUAACCUGACGUGCGAUAGAAUAGCGAACGGAACUCUGGACGAGUGGUUACCCUAUUAUAAAGAAGUACACGAUAUGAAUGCAAACAUGAAACCAAUCAGAGAUGGCUAUACGCGGGCAAUGGUAGCCGCGGCUAAACCCGAUUCAAAGUACACUUUGAAUGAUAUCAUGUGCGAAAUGAGCGAGCUGGAAUUUGACAAUUUGAUACGUCCGGUAAUUGGCUAUGGUGACAUGGAUUACCCGACGUAUCACAAACGCGAACAAUUAGAGGCAUAUUUUAACAGUUUCAACCGCGGCCUCGUAUGCGACUGGUCUAACAUACCGGCCCCUAACGGAUCGCAUGUCAAAUCACCGACUCUUCUCACAGCUAAAGCUUUGGCCAAUUUAGACAAUAAAAACAAAGUCAUCCCGGGCACAAUGACCGAGGAAAAAUUGGACAAAGUGUGUGCCAGCAUGGUCGGUUUCGGUGACCCGGAGUAUCCACAGGUUUAUAAACGUGAACACUUGGAGAACUUCUGUAAACAGUUAUGA